Sphenostylis stenocarpa is the source of this 2757-nucleotide messenger RNA. Lineage: Eukaryota; Viridiplantae; Streptophyta; Magnoliopsida; Fabales; Fabaceae. The record is from the annotation of a GenBank genome assembly.
AUGUCGCCGGCGGCGCCUCGAGCUGCCGAAUAUUCAUUCGCCGUCGAGUACGACGGUCCGCCGCUAACCUACGACCUUCCUCGGGCCGUGCCGAUCAGUGUCGACAACAUUCCGGUCGCUGCAGUCGUUUCCCAAGUUCCUAGCUCCGGUGCUCUCUCAUUACCGGUUGUGCAGCCGCUCUUACCGCCGCAACAGCACCACCCUCUCAGAACCCUCGGCUCCGAACCUAGGGUUUCCAAGUUAGCGUCGGAAACGACGGUCUCUCCCACCUCCGUGAUCGCGUUCGAACACCGCGCUUCGCAGAGCAACGUCGGCGAGCUUUCCGGUGAGCUGAGCAGCUCCGGCGCGUUUGAGUUCUCCACCGGAAACGACGGCUCCGGCGACUUGUCCGAUUUGGGGGAGAGCUCGAGAGUGCUUGAAGAGACUAGAAGCUCUAGUACCGUUGAGUUUUGGGAUAAGUCAGGGAGAAGUUCUGGCGUGCUAAGGGCUUUGGAUGGAAAAGAGAGUUUGGAUUUCAACGAGUUGAAUCAGCAAGAUUGGGCAUCCACUGAGUCAGUGCUAAGUUUGGAGUAUCCGUCAACUCGGGUUUCGUCACUGAAGGCUGAGGAUAUUGAUUCUAAACGCGCCCCAUUUGUUAAGUUCUUUGUGGACUCUGAUGAUGAUGCGUUGGAUGAGUUUAAUGUGGAGGACACUGUGAGUAAACCUGUUAAAAGGGCACCUCUCACGAAGGGAAAGAAGGGGUCUUGUUAUAGGUGCUUCAAGGGGAAUAGGUUUACUGAGAAAGAGGUUUGUCUUGUUUGUGAUGCCAAAUAUUGUGGUAAUUGUGUGCUCAGAGCUAUGGGGUCUAUGCCCGAGGGUAGGAAAUGUUUGAGUUGCAUUGGAUUCCCGAUUGAUGAGGCCAAACGAGGGAGUUUGGGGAAGUGUUCUCGAAUGCUCAAACGUUUGCUUAACGAAUUGGAGGUACGGCAGAUAAUGAAGGCGGAGAGGUUUUGUGAAGCAAAUCAGCUUCCACCUGAGUAUGUUUGUGUCAAUGGCCAGCCACUUUCUUACGAGGAACUGGUUACGUUGCAGAACUGCUCGAACCCUCCAAAGAAGCUGAAGCCGGGAAACUAUUGGUAUGAUAAAGUAUCUGGUCUUUGGGGGAAGGAGGGACAGAAGCCUUCCAGAAUUAUAAGUCCACAUCUGAAUGUUGGAGGCCCCAUCCAACCGGAUGCUAGUAACGGAAACACUCAGGUUUUCAUCAAUGGUCGGGAGAUAACAAAAGUUGAGCUUCGAAUGUUGCAGUUGGCAGGAGUUCAGUGUGCUGGCAACCCACAUUUUUGGGUCAAUGAGGAUGGUUCCUACCAAGAAGAGGGGCAGAGGAAUACCAGAGGUUAUAUAUGGGGAAAGGCUGGAACGAAGCUUGUAUGUGCUUUCUUGUCCUUGCCAGUUCCUUCCAAAUCUUCAAAUUCUUUGGGAGAACAACCCUCCAGUCUAGCUAGCAGAACAAUUCCUGACUACCUGGAGCAUGGGAUAGUUCAGAAGCUUCUCUUGGUUGGUUGCAGUGGAUCUGGAACGAGCACUAUUUUUAAGCAGGCAAAGAUUCUUUACAAAAAUGUCCCAUUCUCAGAAGAUGAGCAUGAAAAUAUAAAGUUGACCAUUCAGAGCAAUGUUUAUGCCUACCUUGGCAUAUUGCUUGAGGGACGUGAGCGUUUUGAAGAUGAUUGUUUGGGGGAUUUGAAAAAAAGGCAGUCAUCUGUACUUGACAGUGCAGGAAAUAGUCCAAAACUUGAUGAUAAGACUGUAUAUUCCAUUGGCCCAAGAUUGAAAUCUUUCUCUGAUUGGUUACUGAGAACUAUGGUAUCUGGCAAACUUGAUGCUAUCUUUCCAGCUGCUACUCGUGAGUAUGCACCACUGAUUGAGGAAUUAUGGAAUGAUGCUGCCAUUAAGGCCACAUAUAAAAGAAGAAGCGAAUUAGAAAUGCUGCCUAGUGUUGCCAGUUAUUUCUUAGAGCGGGCUGUUAAAAUAUUAAGGACGGAUUAUGAACCCUCAGAUUUGGAUAUCCUUUAUGCCGAGGGUGUUACUUCAUCCAACGGGGUGGCUUGUGCGGAGUUUUCAUUUCCCCAAUCAGAUUCUGAGGAAACCGCUGACUCUACUGAUCUCCAUGAUUCUUUUGUUAGGUAUCAGCUAAUCAGAGUGCAUGCAAGGGGACUAGGAGAAAAUUGCAAGUGGCUAGAGAUGCUUGAGGAUGUUGAAAUGGUUAUCUUCUGUGUUUCCUUGAGUGACUACGAUCAGUUUUCUGUCGAUGGGAGUGGUUGUCUCUCUAACAAGAUGGUAUUGAGCAGGAAGUUUUUUGAAACCAUUGUCACUCAUCCAACCUUCGAGCAAAUGGACUUCUUGUUGAUAUUAAACAAAUUUGAUCUGUUUGAGGAGAAAAUUGAACAAGUUCCUCUGUCUAAGUGUGAAUGGUUUUCUGAUUUCCAUCCAAUAAUCAGCCGCAAUCGUCCUAACAGCAAUACCAACAGCAUUAAUAAUAAUCCCUCCCUUGGUCAACUGGCUUCCCAUUACAUAGCGGUUAAAUUUAAAAGGCUUUUUUCAUCUCUUACCGGUGGGAAGUUGUAUGUGUCCCUGGUGAAGGGGUUGGAGCCUGGUAGUGUUGAUGCAGCACUUAAAUACGCCAAGGAGAUUUUGAAGUGGAACGAAGAGAUACCAAACUUAAACUUUAGCUUGAGUGAGUACUCUAUGUAUAGCACUGAGGCGAGUUCAUUCUCUUAUUGA